UUCCUUAUUUAUGACUAGUUGUAGUCAGUCACUAUGUAUUUGAGGUUGAGUAUACUGUUGGUUUGUGUAUUCAGUGCUUUUAAUAGUAACAUGGAUUUGUCAAAUGAUAAUUUAUUAAUUGAACAUAAUGUCAAUCUAGAGAGUGCUAAUGAAGCUGUUCAACAUAUUGUACCAGAUUUGAUGAUUGGUGCAGGCUGCAAGGAAUGUACAAUAAGAGAAAUUGAAUAUUGCUUGUCAAAUGAUGUUAUUGAGGAUCAUUGUUGCUGUCAGAGGAAAUAUCAUGAAGUAUUUCCAUACAUAGCACAUACUUGCUAUAACAAAUCUAGAAAUUGUGAACCUACUGUCCGAGAUUGUGGAGUGUUUGAUCGAUUAUUAGCUUGUUGUUGCCAUCACUAUCUUGGAAUGAAAUGGAAGAAUCAAAUGUCAACUACCGGCUCAAUUAAUGGCCAAAGUGAAAAUACCAAAAACUUAUUUGUUUUUGGAUUAAUUAUUUUAAUUAUUAAAAGUUAUUAUAAU
Messenger RNA from Sipha flava (yellow sugarcane aphid), 516 nucleotides. RefSeq lists its product as uncharacterized. The record is from RefSeq and is a predicted model, not a curated record. The transcript is spliced from 4 exons. The annotation marks the transcript as partial. Lineage: Eukaryota; Metazoa; Arthropoda; Insecta; Hemiptera; Aphididae.